AGGUGAAACAUCACUAUUUCCGCUAAUUGUACGCGUUUUACUACGAAAAGAGGAACUUUGGCCGCGACAGCGUCGUUCCUUCUUCUGCUACAUGCCUUCAGGAAACCUGGUGCUUUUUGUAUCGGAGGUUUUCGGAGUUUUGAAGGGUUUCGGGCGGUUGAAAGCAGGUUCCUGGUGUAUGGGCCAAGGUUGCAGUUCUGCCUCUGCAAGUGUUACAUAUUCUCGCUGUGCCAUGUCCUCUGACUGUGCGAAGUUUGUCCACACAAAGUCUCGGUCCUCUCCGUACUCGCGGUCCGACUGUAACCGGCAGCUGUUCACAGAUGAGCUGGUGAAAUGGGACGUAGAUUUCCCAGACUACAGACCAGAGGAGUACACGGCUCCGGCAGUCGCCAAGGGACCAGUAUGGGCAGACCUCCGGCAGAUAAGCUGCAAUCGGUCAAGUGGAACCAGGAAGAUGGGAAAGUAAACAGGGUUAGCUUCACAGGGCCGUACCAGAUAGUCAACGGUUUACCAAGGAACCCUAUAGGACGUACAGGGCUCACGGGAAGAGGGCUGCUGGGAAAAUGGGGACCAAACCAUGCGGCAGACCCCAUCGUCACAAGGUGGAAGAUCUCCUCCUCAGGACAGGUAGAGAAACACCCGACCUCAGGUGACCCUGUUCUACAGUUUGUGGCUAUCAAGAGAGGAGACACAGGAGAGUGGGCUAUACCUGGGGGGAUGGUGGAUGUGGGUGAGAAUGUUUCGCUGACGUUAAAGCGUGAGUUUGGUGAGGAAACGAUGAACUCGCUUCUCGCUUCACCUGAGGAGAAGAAGGAAAUAGAGAACAACUUAGCCAAGCUGUUCAGCCAUGGGGAAGAGGUUUAUAAAGGCUACGUGGACGACCCCCGUAACACAGACAACGCCUGGAUGGAGACCGUAGCCGUCAACUUCCAUGACGAAGACGGGAACAGCGUGGCGCGGUUUAACCUCCAGGCCGGCGACGAUGCCAACGCCGUGAAGUGGAUGGACAUCGGCAGCGAGCUUCGACUUUUCGCCAGCCACAAACACUUCCUAAAGAAGGUGGCAAGCAAUAGGAAAGCACACUGGUAGCAGUAGUGUCAGGAAUAUCUGUAAAACACACUCUUUUUACUGUCUUUUUAUGUACCAACUCCAGACUUUUGCUUAAAGAAAAAAACUCAUCUUCAAAAAAUAGCUGCACUUUAGCAUUAAGAAAUACCAUACACUUGUCCAAUUUCUUACUAUUGUACAUACAUGAUGUUGUAUUAGCACUAUGGCAGGUACUAGUACAUUAUGUUAUGAACAAUGUUGCAUGGCAUUUUCAUAACAUAAAGUUUUAAGCUGUAAUGUCUCCUUUGCGUGAUGUUUAGAGCAGUUAAGACUAUCAUAAUAACUACUAUAGUUUCAGAUAUGUAUGAAAUCAGUCCUGUAUCAUUGCUAGCCCUAGUUUGUAGCACUUUUGUGGCAGAGUAUGAAAAUACCUUCUUCUAUAUACAUGUAUCUAUAAGGAAAGAGUUAAGUUAAACAUAACCAGAUGAAGUAUUUUCUGAAAAACAAGAUGUCCAGAAUAGCAUGGAACGGUGUCUUCCCAGAUGUUCAGUUCAGUGGAAGAGCCUUAAGCAAAAAAUGGCAAGCUUAAGUAAGAAGUAUCCACUUCAACUUUACUUGUAACUGUCUUAGUAAGUUGUUUGUACUGUGAGUCUCUACUAUAUGUCAAAGAAUUUCUUUAUCAUUUUUCAAUGCUGUCUUCCUUGCCAAGUGUAAGUUAACUGUUGAACGGGCAAUGACAGAAAAACUGCUGCUGUACAAGGUUAUCUGAAGGAUCGGCAUUACAGCUUGCCAACAGGGGUUUAUAGCAAGUUGUGCAAAUACAGAACGCAAAGGACUUGUGAAUGGGAAACAUAAGAAU
Branchiostoma belcheri (Belcher's lancelet) is the source of this 1906-nucleotide messenger RNA. RefSeq names its product ADP-ribose pyrophosphatase, mitochondrial-like. Gene Ontology annotation, molecular function: ADP-ribose diphosphatase activity. The record is from RefSeq and is a predicted model, not a curated record. The transcript is spliced from 7 exons. Lineage: Eukaryota; Metazoa; Chordata; Leptocardii; Amphioxiformes; Branchiostomatidae. The coding region runs from base 334 to 1089 and encodes 251 amino acids.